ACGACGGCCAAUUCCAUUGGAGGGAUUUCAUGGAGGAGGAGGAGGAGGAGGAGGAGACAACGACGUUUGGUGCUAAACAAAGCGAGAUGGGGUGGGGUCCUCCUCCCGAUAACCCUAGAGGUCAGCCCUGGUCGCGUGAAUUGUACUCGAACCAAUUAACCCGCGUCCGCGCGAAUCCCGUCGGCUUCUCACAUCAUCGUCGGCCGUAUAUAUAUGGGGAGGCAGUUCGAGCCACGAAGCUUGGAGCAGCAGGAGCAGAAGGAGGAGGGGACAAGGCCCAUAUCAACAGGUGGCGCUCCGGAGUUUGGAAACCAAGCUUCCGAGAUAAUGCUUCACGAGGUUGGCAUUCUCUAAUGCUCGUGCAUACAGAGGUUUACCUGAAGUGUGGAAUACUUGGUUCUUCACACUUCCGUAGGGAGAGCCAUCCAUUAUCAGGAAAAGCGACAUGGCGCGUGUCUGACUUUCCGGCAUCUGGUCUCUCUCAGAAUCUCAAAGUACCAAGAUCUAGAUACACGAAAAUGUCACUGCAAGUAGUAGAGAAAAUGGAGAAUGAGCUAACUUUUAAGGGCAAUUGUCAAGACCUGCCUCUUUCAUCUUCUUAUGAAGCUGCAAUGGAAGCACUUUCCUCACUCAUAACUCGUCAGAAUCGUGGAGACCGAACACCUGUUGCUGGGAAGUUUGGGAAACUGGAAAGGAUGUCAAUCUAUCUCAGGAUACUUGGGUUGGAGGAAAAGAUUGCUGGGCUUAAAAUAAUACAUGUUGCUGGAACUAAAGGGAAGGGUUCGACAUGUGCUUUCUGUGAGGCUAUUUUGCGCGAGUGUGGAUUUAGGACUGGACUGUUCACAUCUCCUCACCUAAUUGAUGUGAGGGAAAGGUUCCGGUUGGAUGGGUUGGAUGUGUCUGAGGAGAAGUUCCUGCUAUAUUUUUGGGAUUGCUGGAGUCAACUGAAGGAAAAUGUUUCAGAAGAUCUGCCAAUGCCACCGUUAUUCCAAUUUCUCACGAUACUGGCUUUUAAAAUGUUCUUAUCUGAACAGGUUGAUGUGGCAAUAAUUGAGGUGGGUCUUGGAGGGAAAAAGGACUCAACGAAUGUGAUAAAAGAGCCUGUUGUUUGUGGCAUUGCUUCCCUUGGGAUGGAUCACAUGGAAGCUUUGGGGAACACCCUAGGGCAGAUUGCUUCUCAUAAGGCUGGGAUUUUCAAGCCUCAAAUUCCAGCAUUCACCGUUCCCCAACCAUCUGAGGCAAUGGAUGCUCUUGAGGAGACAGCUGGUGAACUAAAGGUUCCAUUGCAAGUAGCUGUACCACUUGAUAUUCAAAGGUGGGGCAGAGAAACACUUGGCCUGUCUGGUGAUCACCAGUUUGUUAACGCUGGGCUUGCUGUUUCACUCUGCAAAUGCUGGCUUCAGAGAACCGGAAACUGGGAAAAACUACUCAGAAAGAAACAGGAUGAGGAGGCCGCUGGAUUAGAACUGCCUCCUGCAUUCGUUAGAGGUCUUUCAACAGCACGCCUUUCUGGAAGGGCGCAGAUUGUCCACGAUAAUGGCUCAGCAGAUACUUCAGAAAAUUCGGGAGAGUUGACUUUCUACUUAGAUGGAGCUCAUAGUCCUGAGAGCAUGGAGGCUUGUGCCGGAUGGUUCUCUGGUGCCACUAAAGCAAACCAAAAAUUAUCAUCAUUGUCGUCACCACCAUCUACUUCUGUCGAUGUUCACAGUAUGAAAUCAUUGUGGGGAAAUGGUUGCCUCCAUUAUGAAAAGGAUUGCCUGAAGUCAUCUAAUAAGACGUCAAAGCAGAUUCUAUUAUUUAAUUGCAUGGAUGUUAGAGACCCUCAAAUUCUGCUCCCAAGACUUGUGAAUAUAUGCGCUUCAUCAGGGACCCAUUUCUCAAAGGCGUUGUUUGUCCCUAGCAUGUCAUCAUAUAAUAAAGUCACUUCUGGUGCUUCAGUUAUUACAUCAGAUAUCCUUACUACUAGGGACUUGUCGUGGCAGUAUAACCUCCAAAGGAUUUGGGAGAAGAUUAUACACGGGAAAGAUGUUUCCCUUGAAAAGAGUUCCAGGACGGACAGUGUAGACUCCUUGCCCCCUCAUGACUUUCUUUAUGAAGACGUUUCCCACGGCAGUCCGGCAGAUCAGAAUUUCGCCUCCAGUGAGGUGAUGCCUUCCUUGCCAUUGACAAUAAAGUGGCUGAGGGACUGUGUUAAGGAAAACCCUUCUUUACGCCUUCAGGUACUUGUCACCGGUUCGCUGCAUCUGGUAGGGGAUGUGCUCAAGCUAUUGAGGAGGUGAUGCAGAUAAGGAAAGGCAUUCUUGUUUAGAACUUCACAUACCAUGCAAUUUACUCGUCCCUUUCCCCCACAAUUGCUUGAGGCCGUGAUUUGAUUUUCAUUUAACCGAAUAAUGCCCUCUUUGCCCCCCUCUUUUCCUUUUGUAUUUGAUCUUUUCCUUUUUAUCCCCCGGGUAGUAUUGGGGGCAUUUGCCGUCUUUUAUUCUCGAUGGUGUAAAACUAUCUCGUUGUAACAUUAUUAUUGACAUACAUUCAUUAUUGGAAUUAACUAUA
Syzygium oleosum is the source of this 2550-nucleotide messenger RNA. Its product is annotated as folylpolyglutamate synthase-like. The transcript is spliced from 17 exons. Gene Ontology annotation, cellular component: cytoplasm; mitochondrion; cytosol. Lineage: Eukaryota; Viridiplantae; Streptophyta; Magnoliopsida; Myrtales; Myrtaceae. The record is from RefSeq and is a predicted model, not a curated record. Gene Ontology annotation, molecular function: ATP binding; tetrahydrofolylpolyglutamate synthase activity. Gene Ontology annotation, biological process: tetrahydrofolylpolyglutamate biosynthetic process. The coding region runs from base 30 to 2279 and encodes 749 amino acids.